AUGGCGAAAAGAAAAAAUCCCGAAAAAUCACACAGUGAUGGCGAACGAAAGCGUUACAAGUUAGGCGAUAAGGAUUUGCAGGAUAUAGUGGACAUGGUAAGAGUAAAUAAAACAAGGGUUGAAAUUACACCAAAAAACAUUGCGGAUAUUGCAAAAAUGGUUCACGAGAAUAGAUUACAAAAACAAACUACAAAAACAUCGCGCGGGAAAAGAAAUUAUAAUAUAGAAGAUAGAGACCUUCGGGAGAUUGCAAAUAUUGUGGAAAAAAAUAAAGAACAUACACAAAUACCGCGAAACGCUUUUCAUGUUGAUUUAUUACGGACACAUCGUCGCUUGGGUUAUAAUGAAUAUAUUUAUAGUGUUAGAAUAGGUGCUGGAAAUAUAACAACACUUCCUGAAUUUUAUGAUUCUCUUACUGAGAUAUUUAGUUAUUUAAUAAAUACAAUGAAUUAUAUAGCUAGUUCACCAACUGAUAAAGCACGUUUUUAUAUCUCUAAGGCACCUCGCACACCUUUUUCUACGGCUAUUUUAAAUGUUUCCGAUUUUAAUACUGAUAUGUUUUUUGAUAUUUUUGAAAAACAUAUGCAAAGUAAUGCACAAGAGGUGAUUGAUGGUGGGUGGAGUACAACUGUUUCUCUGUAUAUAUUUCCAAAUAGUUAUAUACCGCGAACGACAAAAGAAAAAACCGUAAGAAAGAAACAAAUGUAUAGAUCGGUAGGUAAAAACGGUACAGAUGUGGGUCGUGGCAGAAAAAAAUUAGUACAAAAACAUGGACGUGAAAUUCGAAGCGGUGUUUUUCAAGUGGUUUCAAAAUCAGAUUGUUGUUUUGCCCUGGCACUAUUGACGGGACGCUCUUUUGUCGAUAAAGACGAACGAUACGAUAAACUAAGCCUUAAUCGUAAUACACCACUCGAACAACUUUAUACAGACGACGAAAUUACUGACGUUUACGAACAAUGUGGAUUAGCUGUGGGAGGUGUUAGUAUUAAUCAAUUGCCGGAUGUUUACGAGCGAUAUUUGGCCGUGCAAAAUAUUGAUUUAGUUGUAUUUUCCAAAAAUAAUGAUGAUAUCGUAUACGAUUCGCGUAUGCGUGGCACAGAUGAAAUUUGUUCUACCAAUUUAAAAAUUAUAUUUUUAUGGCUUAAUGACAGACAUUAUGAUUUGGUGCUUUCGCCUAAUACAUUUUUACAAAUGACCGCGGGAAAAUUUUGUUUUAAAUGCAUGAAUUACUUAAAACAUUGGGAGCGUGUAACUACGCACGUAUGCCGUAUAUCUUUUUCAUGUUUGAAUUGUUAUAGUGGCGGUGAAAAAUGUCCGGAAGAAGAGGGAUUUUUUAUUCAGUGUCCACAAUGUUUUGUGAAUUUUAAAAAUCAUGAUUGUUAUAUGGCGCAUCUUACAAAAAGGGUUUUUAAAAAGGGUUCGGAAAAGGUGUAUAGUGUAACGCCAUGUCAACAUAUGUUCUUUUGUAAAACCUGUUAUAAAAAGGUUCCGCGUAUGACGGUAAUGGGUAAAAAAACAGCAGCCCAUAAUUGUGAUAUGGUCUAUUGCAAACAUUGUAAUGCUGUUAAAAAAAAACGCACAAAUGUUUUAUGA
This is a messenger RNA of Paramuricea clavata, 1593 nucleotides long. Lineage: Eukaryota; Metazoa; Cnidaria; Anthozoa; Malacalcyonacea; Plexauridae. The record is from the annotation of a GenBank genome assembly.